Messenger RNA from Aspergillus ruber CBS 135680, 1745 nucleotides. It is a transcript of the gene car2, whose product is annotated as ornithine-oxo-acid transaminase. Gene Ontology annotation, cellular component: cytoplasm. The transcript is spliced from 3 exons. Gene Ontology annotation, molecular function: pyridoxal phosphate binding; identical protein binding; L-ornithine transaminase activity. NCBI's taxonomy places the organism in Eukaryota, Fungi, Ascomycota, Eurotiomycetes, Eurotiales, Aspergillaceae. Bases 39 to 1373 code for a protein of 444 amino acids. The record is from RefSeq and is a predicted model, not a curated record.
GUUUCUCCUCUCUAUUUGACUCAUAAAUCACAAUCAAAAUGGCAUAUCACUCUUCAUCCACCAACGAGGCCAUCCAAGCCGAGCAUGACUUCGCGGCCCACAACUACCAUCCGCUACCCAUAGUCUUUGCUCGCGCUCAAGGAACCUCCGUCUGGGACCCAGAAGGCCGUCACUACCUCGACUUCCUUUCGGCCUACUCUGCCGUCAACCAGGGUCACUGUCACCCCAGAUUGGUCGAAGCAUUAGUCGAACAGGCCUCGCGGUUGACUCUUAGUUCCCGCGCCUUCUACAAUGACGUUUUCCCCCGGUUUGCGGAGUUUGUCACCAAGUUCUUCGGUUUUGACAUGAUAUUGCCCAUGAACACUGGUGCGGAGGCUGUGGAGACUGGUAUCAAAGUCGCCCGGAAGUGGGGAUACAAGGUUAAGGGCAUUCCGGAGAACCAGGCCGUUGUCUUGAGUGCGGAGAACAACUUCCACGGUCGAACAUUCGCUGCCAUCUCUCUCUCCUCAGACCCCGAAUCUCGUGAGAACUACGGCCCAUAUCUCCCCAACAUCGGCUGUACCAUCCCCGGAACUGAUAAGCCUAUCGCGUACAACGACAAGGCCGCCUUGCGUGAGGCAUUCGAGAAGGCCGGUCCCACACUGGCCGCUUUCCUGGUCGAGCCUAUUCAAGGAGAAGCCGGUAUCGUCGUUCCCGAUGAUGACUACCUACGCGAAGCCCGCGCUCUGUGCGACAAGUACAACGUGCUCUUGAUCUGCGACGAGAUCCAAACCGGAAUCGCCCGAACAGGAAAACUCUUGUGCCACGAAUGGAGCGGUAUCAAGCCUGACCUGGUGCUGCUGGGCAAGGCCAUCUCCGGCGGAAUGUACCCUGUGUCCUGUGUCUUGGGCCGCAAAGACGUCAUGCUGACUAUCGAGCCUGGUACGCACGGGUCGACCUAUGGUGGCAACCCGUUGGGAUGCGCAGUGGCUAUUCGUGCGCUUGAGGUUGUACGGGAUGAGCAGAUGGUCGAAAAGGCGGAGCGAUUGGGCCACGUCUUCCGCAGCGGCCUGCAGGCCAUUCAAAGUCCGAUUAUCCAACUGGUGCGCGGCAAGGGGUUGCUCAACGCUAUUAUUAUUGACGAGUCGAAAACUAACGGACAUUCCGCCUGGGAAUUGUGCAUGCUGAUGAAGGAGAAAGGUCUUUUGGCCAAACCAACCCACCAAAAUAUCAUCCGUCUGGCACCGCCCCUUGUCAUUACGGAAGAAGAGAUCCAGAAGGCUCUGAAGAUCAUCGAAGAAUCCGUAAACGAACUUCCCAAUCUCAGAGGUCCCGCUGAAGACAAGGUCGUCCCUCCUCCAGAGAGAGAUGUGAAGAUUGCACUUGAGAACUAAGCGGCGUGAAUACGGUGGAGGGACAGGAACAUUGUAUAUCCUUAGCAGCUGGACCUAUCUACAGGCUGUAUGCUAACUACGAGCAUCUCGACCGGGGAUGAAACCUGGCUUGCCCUCAUCGACUCCGGGUCGAGUGAUAUGCCAUGAUUGCAUGAGCAACGACAGUAUGAAUAUCAGACUAUAGAAUGAAUCGAGUCCUAAAGCAUUCAAGGCAUCAUUUGCGAAGCUGUAACUGCCUAGUAUUAAAACAUCAUUAUGUUCGUAUUGUAUACAAAUUCUUGUCUCUGUCUCUCGCAAAUUUCCCACUCCUUGUCUGCGGGUUUGGACCAUUUUAGCGGUUGAAACCCCACCUCUUCUCAGCCAAAGACUUCA